This is a messenger RNA of Tigriopus californicus, 14588 nucleotides long. It is a transcript of the gene RyR, whose product is annotated as ryanodine receptor-like. Lineage: Eukaryota; Metazoa; Arthropoda; Copepoda; Harpacticoida; Harpacticidae. Gene Ontology annotation, biological process: calcium ion transmembrane transport; intracellular calcium ion homeostasis. Gene Ontology annotation, cellular component: smooth endoplasmic reticulum; calcium channel complex; sarcoplasmic reticulum membrane. Gene Ontology annotation, molecular function: calcium ion binding; protein binding; ryanodine-sensitive calcium-release channel activity. The record is from RefSeq and is a predicted model, not a curated record. The coding region runs from base 100 to 14511 and encodes 4803 amino acids. The transcript has 60 exons.
ACCAGAUGUAGACAGUCUGUUCUCAGUUAUCCAGUAGUGAUAAAAUUGCCAUCGAUUUAAAAUCAAGACCAUCUCCCCCGUUCGUUCGUCACCAUAACCAUGGCUGAUGGCGAAUCAGGGGAUCAAGAUGACGUAUCCUUCUUGCGAACGCAAGACAUGGUUUGCCUCUCCUGUACGGGAAUUGGAGAGCGUGUUUGUCUUUCAGCCGUGGGUUUUGGAAAUCGUCAAUGCUUCCUCGAGAGUAUUUCCGACAGAAAUUUUCCAUCCGAGCUCUCUCAAUGUGUGUUCAUGAUUGAACAAGGCCUCUCUGUCCGUGCUCUGCAAGAGCUCGUAACUUCUGAUGGGGAGGAAGCGGGAAGUGGCAGUGGCAGUGGCAUGGGAUCUGGCCACAAGACAUUGCUGUACGGAAAUGCGAUCCUUCUAAGGCACUCGAAUAGCAACAUGUUUUUAGCAUGCUUGUCAAGUAGCUCAAGUCGGGAUAAGUUGGCCUUCGAUGUUGGUCUGUGCGAGGAAUCCGAAGGCGAAUCAUGCUGGUGGACAAUCCAUCCCUCUUCUAAACAACGAUCCGAAGGUGAAAAAGUUCGAGUCGGCGACGAUGCCAUUCUUGUUUCCGUGGCCACGGAACGAUAUUUGCAAGCCACCAAAGAGGAUGCCAGUAUCAUUGUCAACGCCUCGUUUCACGUGACCCAUUGGUCAGUAACACCUUUUGCGACGGGACUAAGCCGAUCCAAGAACGUGGGCUGUGUAUUUGGAGGCGAUGUGCUCAGGUUUUUCCAUGCAGGCGAUGAGUGUCUUACUAUCCCAUCGAAUUGGUCGGAGCAUUCCCUUGAGAGCAAUAUUGUCAUUUAUGAGGGUGGCAAUGUUCUCACGCAAGCUCGCUCGUUAUGGCGGGUGGAAUUGGCCCGGACCAAAUGGUCUGGAGGUUAUAUCAAUUGGUACCAUCCCAUGAGGAUCCGCCAUCUCACGACAGGAAUGUAUUUGGGUGUGGACGACGACAUGAAUCUAUGCCUUUUGAAAAGAGAGCAAGCGAGCUUGGCAAGAAGUUGCUUUUACUUCCGUGAGACCAAAGACGACAACAAGGUCAUUUUAGAGGACAAGGAUCUAGAAGUUAUCGGAACGCCUAUGGUCUACUAUGAUGGUACUUGUGCCAUCCUUCAACACAUCGAGAGUGGCCUUUGGUUAUCUUACAAGACCAAUCAAGUUAAAAAGAAGGGAAUAGGCAUUGUUGAAGAGAAACAAUUAGUUCUCCACGAGGAGGGCAAAAUGGACGAUGGUUUGACUUUCAGCCGUAGUCAAGAUGAGGAAGCUCGUACUGCGGAAGUCAUCCGGAAAUGCCUUCAACUCUUUGGCGGGUUCAUUGCUGGAUUGGAAAAUAUUGUGAGCACACAGAGGUUGGAUGGAUUCAUGGAAAUGGUUGAUAUGGGAGAAGUUCUCGGAUGCUUGGAGGACCUUAUUACAUAUUUUUCGCAGCCCUCUGACGACAUGAUUCACGAGGAGAGACAAAAGUUUCUGAAGGCGCUCCGAAAUCGACAAGAUCUAUUCCAAGAGGAAGGUAUUCUCAACUUGAUCUUAGACGCCAUCGACAAGAUGAACGUGGUUUCGAGCCAUGGACUAUUUUCCUCCUUGGCUGGAGAAGAGGCCGGACAAAACUGGACUGACAUCUCUGGAUUCCUCUUUCAGUUACUCGCCGCUAUCAUUCGAGGCAACCAUACAAAUUGUUCGCAAUUCGCACAGGCUCAGCGAUUGAAUUGGUUGUUCAGUAAAUUGGGCUCUCAAGCCGGUAGUGAAGGAGCAGGUAUGAUGGACGUUCUCUACUGCAUCCUCAAUGACUCCCCAGAGGCCUUGAAUAUGAUGCAAGAGGAGCACAUCAAAGUCAUUAUCUCACUCCUGGAGAAGUUCGGGCGCGAUCCCAAGGUAUUGGAUAUUCUCUCCAAUCUUUGUGUGGGAAGUGGAGUGGCUGUGAGAUCGUCACAGAAUAACAUUGUAGAUUUCUUGCUUCCGGGUAAAAAUCUCUUGCUUCACACGGCUGUAGUCAACUAUGUGGCCAGUGCUCGACCCAACAUGUACGUCGGAUACGUCAAGGAAUCAGCCUUAUAUUCCAAAUGGUAUUAUGAGGUGACCUUGGACUUCAUUGAAGCAGUUGGUGAUCUCCCUUUGCACUUAAGGAUUGGAUGGGCCAGCACAACCGGGUUCACUCCAUAUCCUGGAGGGGGCGAAAAAUGGGGCGGUAACGGAGUGGGUGACGAUCUAUAUUCGUUUGGCUUUGAUGGAGCUAAUCUUUGGACGGGGGGAAGAAGCACUCCCAUUGUUCCAAAUCCGAACUUGCCUCAUCUGAAGAAGGGAGACAACAUCGGAGUGGCCUUGGAUCUCUCCGUUCCCAUCAUGACCUUUUUCCUCAAUGGAGUCAAAGUUCCUGGGUAUUUUCGAAACUUUAAUCUGGAUGGGAUGUUCUUUCCUGUCGUCAGUUCAUCAGCAAAAGUCAGUUGUCGCUUUUUGUUUGGAGGAGAUCAAGGUCGUCUGAAAUACUCACCGCCCAGCGAGUUCUCGGCAUUGUAUGAGAGCAUGUUCCCAAUGCAGGAGUUGAGGAUCGAGCCUGGAUUUUAUUUCGGUGAAACCAUGAAGAACCAACUACAUGGACCCUUUGAAUCUGAAGAGUGCGAUGUGGCAUUCGUGCCAAACCCGCUAGACACUUCUGGAAUUCAACUACCCUCAUCAGUUGAAAGCGUGAAAGAGAAGCUGGCUGAAAAUAUUCACGAGAUGUGGGCUGUUUCCAAGAUAGAGAAUGGAUGGACCUAUUCAGACGAGAGGAACGACGAUGAAUUGGAACAUCCGUGUUUGACUCAAUUUCAGAACUUGCCCUACGCUGAAAAGCGAUACAACAUCCAAUUGGCAGUUCAGACUCUUCGAACUAUAAUGGCAUUGGGCUACACUAUCUCCGUGGAUAAGCCUCCGUCUCGUAUUCGAACCGUGAGACUUUCAAACGAACCAUUUUUACAAAGGAAUGGCUACAAACCAAGUCCACUGGAUUUGGCGGCAAUCGAAUUAGGCCCGAAGAUGGAGGCCUUGGUGGAGCUUUUGGCUGAAAACACCCAUAACGUGUGGGCCAAAGAGCGCAUCGCUCAGUUCUGGACCUACGGUCUAAAUGAAGACAUCGAAAGAAGGCGAAGCCCUCAUCUUCUUCAAUAUAGUUUUGUGGACGAGGCCAUCAAGAUUGCCAAUCGAAACAGUGCCAGUGACACGAUCAAGACAUUGAUGGUCUAUGGUUAUAUAUUAGACCCACCCUCUGGAGAUCACGAGCGGGGAUCAGAGGAGAUGGACAACAUCAAAGUCCAUAAUCGUACCUAUCGUCUGGAGAAGACUUAUGGUGUGGCAGCUGGUCGAUGGUACUACGAAGUCGAGAUCCUGACCGAGGGUUGCAUCAAGAUUGGAUGGCAAACUACUGGAACUCCACCUCAAGGAGAUGUGGGUGACCACGUGACCUCUUGGAGCUUCAACGGAACACGCGAGGAAAAGAUCCACGCAGGGGUUUACGAAUCCUAUGGCAAGCUUUGGAAACCAGGCGACAUUGUGGGUGUUUUCCUAGACCUUACUGACCGCACCGUUUCAUUUUCGCUCAAUGGAGAGCUCCUUGUCGAUCAAGCCGCGGGAGAUGCAGCCUUCAGCGAGGUAACGGGCGAAGAAUUUGUCCCGGCCUUGACCUUGGGUAGCAAUCAAGCGUGCAAAACCAACUAUGGUCACAACGUGGACACUUUGGUGUAUUUCACCACUUGUGGUUUGCAAGAGGGUUACGAACCCUUUUGCGUCAAUAUGAGCCGACCAGUGACGUUUUGGUAUACGAAAAGACUCCCCAUUUUCGAAAGUUUCGAGGAUAUCGAAGACUGUCGGGUUGACGUGACUCGACUUCCGUCUAGUUCGGACAGUUCACCUAGCUUGAAAAUUAGCCACGUGACUUACGAGCAGGAAGAAAAGGCCGAUUGGGAGUUCCUCAGACUCAGUAUGCCUGUUACGGUUCAGGAAAAUCUGAUAUCGGACUUUGAAAAGUCAAAACGUUUACAGAUGGUUCAUUCAUCAAUGCGUCAAAGGCCCAACUCCAGCAAUCGCAUGAGCCAAGGGGAUCGCGAUUUCAAGGGCAUUGAAGACGGUGCAGGUGCCUCGGGGAUGAAUGCCUGGUCUCCAGCAGCCUUGGCCGCCAUGAACGAGUAUUUCUACGGAGUGCGCAUCUUUCCCGGACAAGACCCGAAUGUGGUGUACGUAGGAUGGAUCACCACUCAAUAUCACAUCCAUAGUGCGGAUUUUUCACAAGACCUCUUACGACACACGACCAUUCAAAAGCUCGACCAAUACGGACGCAUCCAGACCAGUUUGGAUCGCCAUAGCAGCUACAUUGUGCGAGCCGACGAGCUCUACAAUCAAGUGAGUCCCGAGAGUUCGGGAAAGACACCCUCCCAAGGGUUGUUCAUCGGUUGCUUCGUGGACACGUCCACUGGGAUCAUUCACUUCACUUGUGAGGGCAAACAGACACAGAAGAGCUUCAUCAUGGAACCGGGCACCAAACUCUUUCCGGCCGUUUUCUUCAAAGCCACCACCAAAGACGCCCUCCAAUUCGAAUUGGGACGUACGCCCACCAGUUUACCGUAUUCAUCGGCCAUCCUCUUGAACUCGGGCAAGCACAUCAACCCUCAAUUACCACCUCGAUUGAAGGUCCAGUGUCUAAAGCCCCACCAAUGGGCUCGAGUGCCCAAUAAGAACUUCCAGAUUCAUUCGCUCAAACUCUCGGAUAUUCGAGGUUGGAGUUUGUUGUGCGAGGAUCAAGAAUCCAUGAUGGCGCUCCAUAUUCCCGAAGAGGAUCGUUGCAUCGAUAUCUAUGAGCUCAUCGAACAAGACCGAUUGCUCAGCUUCCACGUACAAACUCUAAAAUUGUACGAGGCCUUGUGCUUUCAAUCCAACUUCAAGGCUCAGCAUAUCAUUUGCCGGUAUUGCGAUGGGAAGCAGCUUUUGUACGCCAUUCAAUCACCGUACAUGCCUGGCCAAUUGCGAAGAGCCUUCUUUGACACGCUCAUCGCUCUCCAUCUGGAAUCCUACGCCAACACUAUAUUGUCGACCAAAGAGGAGUUCAUCAUUCCGAUGGGACGAAAAGUGGAGCACUUGUACAAUGAAUUGAGUUUGGGCAACAGUAUGGAAUCGGCAGAAUGCGCUUCCAUUCGGCCUCUCAUGUCCACUAGUCCCAUACAGAGUGAUCCAAGUGCCUCCAAAUGCGUGUCUAUGCCAUACUUUCCGUUGGACUUGGUCAAGGAUAUUGUGAUGUCCUCGCUAGAAACCGCCUGCCAAGUCAACCAAGUGCACAACCGGGAUCCAAUAGGAGGUUCCAAUGAAGACCUUUUUGUGCCUUUGAUCAAGUUGAUUGACAAGUUAUUACUUGUGGGUGCUCUAUCCGAUGAAGACAUCCUACAAUUACUAACCAUGAUCCAUCCCAAGAGUUGGGCUCCAGAAAAAGCAGUAGAAAGCGAAAGACGUAAAGGUAUCCUGGAUAUGAAAGUUCAAGAGGGCGUGAAACUUCAACUAUGUCAUCUGCUUCACCAUCUGUGCGAUCUUCAGAUGCGACACAUGAUCGAGUCCAUAGUAGCUUUCUGCCAACAUUACAUGGGAGACUUGCAGGCUGAUCAGCUUCGGAGGUACAUCGAUAUCAAACAGUCGGAUAUGCCAUCUGCGGUGGCUGCAAAGAAAACCAAGGAAUUCCGUUGUCCUCCACGUGAACAAAUGAAAACGAUUCUCGGGUUCAAGAAUUUUGAUGCCAAAGAAUUGGAGGACCAUCCUUGCACGGUGCCUCUAAGAAAUCGAAUGAUUGAGUUCCACGAAAGGAUGCUAAAAGAAAGUGCCAUUUCAGCCAUUAUUGACGAGAGCGACCCCGAGGGAUCACAAGAACCGGUGGAUGAGAACCCGAGUGUCUUCAGUGUGGUGUUCAAGGCUUUACGUGAAGCUGGAAAUCCGUCAGCCAGCACUUCGGACAAUGAUGAUAGCCAAGGCGAGAAGUCUUGCGAGAGCAAAUUCCGCAAGGUCCUGGUGGAUACUCUGGUCCGUUGGGGACAAGAGUCUUUCAUAUCCUCCAAUGAUUUGGUUCGAGAGAUGUUUUCGUUGCUACUACGCCAAUACGAUAUCGUGGGAGAGCUCAUCGUGGGUUGUGGCAACACUUACAUUGUGGAUCCGACCACUGAGGGAGAUGUGACCACCAUGUGGGUGUCUCUGAGUCGAAUUCGGAGCUUGCUCCCUGUCCAAAUGUCCAAAGAAGAAGAGGCCCUUGUCCGGGAGUUGCUUUGGAAUUUGGUCAAUAAUCAUGUGUUCUUCCAACAUCCCGAUCUUAUUCGGAUUCUUCGCGUGCACGAGAAUGUGAUUGACAUAAUGAUGAACAGCAUUUCUCGAUCGUCGCAAGACAGUAGCGAAAACGGCGACGAAUCAGAUGCGACGGGUGGAUCCGAUAGCUCCGCUUACGACAUGGUGGUGGCCUGUUGUCGGUUCUUAUGCUAUUUCUGUCGAACUUCCCGACAAAACCAGCGAGCCAUGUUCGACCACCUGGAAUUCAUUCUGGAGCAUGCGAACCUACUUUUGUCCAGACCGAGUCUGCGAGGCUCCGCCCCGUUGGAUGUGGCCUACUCGUCGCUCAUGGAUAACACGGAAUUAGCUCUCGCCUUACGUGAACAUCACCUGGACAAAAUUGCUCUGUAUCUCUCGCGAUGUGGCUUGACCGGGAACAUGGAGCUCAUUGGUCGAGGUUAUCCCGAUCUUGGAUGGGAUCCCGUGGAAGGCGAGCGCUUCUUGGAUUUCCUUCGCUUUUGCGUUUGGGUAGGAGGUGAAUCGGUGGAAGAGAAUGCCAAUCUGGUAAUCCGCCUCCUGAUCCGAAGACCCGAAUGCUUGGGACCGGCUUUAAGAGGUGAAGGCGAAGGUCUGCUCAAGGCCAUCAUGGGUGGCAACGAUCUCUCGGAGCAGAUCUCGAUCAAACGAGACCACCCUGAAUACCAACACGACCUUCAGCACCCUCUCCCUGCUGGAGACGACGACGAGGAUUGGAUCGACACGGGAUCGGCCAUCUUGUCGUUCUACUCGACCUUGGUGGAUCUUCUCGGCCGAUGUGCUCCCGAAGCUACACUGAUUGCUCAAGGAAAGAAUGACUCUUUACGAGCCCGUGCCAUUCUAAAGUCAUUGGUGCCAUUGGAGGAUCUCCAAGGAGUUCUAGGCCUGCGCUUUCAUAUUCGUUAUGAACGACAGACUGAUGACGGAUCCGAUAUGCCGACUGGACUCAUACCGAAUCACAAACAAAGCAUGGCUCUCUUUUUGGAACGCGUUUAUGGCGUGGAAGACAAGCAAUUGUUCUUUUCGCUUCUGGAGAAUGCUUUCCUUCCAGAUUUGCGAAGUGCCACCAUGUUGGAUAAGUCUGAAGGCGAAUCAGAUAUGGGUCUGGCUCUGAAUCGAUAUAUUGGCAAUUCGGUAUUGCCGAGUCUGGUCAAGUAUAACCGAUACUACGGUGAUGCAGAAAAUCAGGCCCCCCUCUUAGAGGCCACCCUCCACACCGUCUAUCGAUUGAGCAAGGGCAAGAUGCUGACCAAUGUCCAGCGACAAGUUGUUUCGGACUUUCUUGUGACACUCACCAAAGAAAUCCAUCCGGCCAUGCUCUUGAAAUUGCUCCGACAAAUGACCGUCGAUCUGUCCAACUUGAACGAAUACUCCAAUGUUGCUUUGAAGAUGCUCACUCUCUUUUACGAGAGAUGCAGUAAAUACUAUUGUUCGCAACAUGGACAAGGAUCCUAUGGAUGUGCCUCAGAGGAAGAGAAACGUCUCACCAUGAGUUUGUUCCUGAGCAUCUUCGAUUCGCUCUCCAAGAUGGAAUACGAGCCUGAGCUCUUUGGCAAAGCUCUUCCAUGUCUGACAGCUAUUGGAUGUGCCUUGCCCCCGGAUUAUUUCCAAUCCUCGCAUGGCGACGAUAGUAUUUAUUACAAGAAGCAGCAAGAAACCACAGUGGGACAAUACACCCCCACGCCUAUAGAUACAAAGCAGGUGGAUCUGAACAACGAUUUGCUUCAGCUCGUAUCGAAGUUCUCUGAGCAUUAUCAUGACGCUUGGGCCCAAAGAAAGUUUGAGGCUGGCUGGAGUUAUGAUCAAAGAACGGUUCGGGAAAGAAAGCUGCAUAACCGAUUGAAGCCCUUUCACAACUUGAGCCAACAGGAAAAGGAUUUCUACCAACACCCCGUGUUCAACACACUCAAAGCCAUGAUUUCUUUGGGCUGGGAAAUCACUUACAAUGACACCAUGACCUCAGCACGAGAUCAGCCCUCCUCCAGCCAUCAGGCGUCCAAUUCUGGAUCUGGCUACAACCCCAGCCCCGCCGACAUGACCAAUUUGACACUCUCAAGGGAGCUCAUGAAUUUGGGCGAACGAUUGGCGGAAGAUGCGCAUGAUAUUGAUGCUUUGAACAAGAUCGUCAGUGGCGAGUUGACUGGACUCGAUCUGACCUUAGUUCCCUAUGAUUUGCUCACGGACAAAGAGAAGCGGAAAACCAGGGAACGCAGUCAGGAAUUGCUCAAGUACAUUCAAUACAAAGGUUAUGAUCUCUCACGUAUCGAGGUCAAAGAUAAUGGAAGCACAUCUACGGCCCGAUCGUCCAAGGACAAUCGGUUUGCUAGUAAUCUGUUGGAGAAGCUCAUCAUGUACUUGGAUUCCUCGGCCCCUCACAUGAAGCUUCUUAAGCCAUCGGCCAACUUCUCCCGAAGAACGAGUUACCAAAGGCCCAACCGAUCGGUCAAGUUCUUCUCGAAAGUGGUUCUUCCGCUCAUGGAGAAGUACUUUCAUCAUCAUCGAGCCUACUUCACAUCCAUUGCUUAUUCGAUGGGCUCGGCGGGUGUUGCCACCAUCAAAGAGAAGGAGGCUGUGGCCAGUUUAUUCUGCAAGUUGGCCAGUCUUCUUCGAGCCCGUCAAUCCGCCUUUGGCAGUGACAUGAAACAAGCCGUCAAAUGCCUGCAAGUGUUGGUGAAGGCCAUUGAUGCGAGGUCCUUGGCAAAGAGUCGACCCGAGUUCGUGCGAACAUCCAUGCUGUUGUUCUUCAACAAUUGUGCAGAUGACCUGGAGAAGACCAUCUUCAACCUUCAGGAGGGUCGAUUGCCUCAUUUGAGAGGAACCCACAUGGUGACAUCCACCUCCAUUGGUUAUGUAUUCGACAUCCUAGUGCCUGUCCUUAUCUCCACCUUUGAUCAUUUGUCAGCCUAUGAGUUCGGACAAGACCUUCUGGUGGAUGAGAUCCAAGUGUCUUGCUUCAAGAUCAUCGAAUGUUUGUAUGUUCUGGGCACCAAUGUGGCUUUGACUAAGAGCAAGCGAUUCUUGAGACAAGAGAUCACACAACAUCGGUCCAAUAUUGGUGUGUGUUUGGCAGCCAUCUCUUCGACGUUUCCAGUGGCUUUCCUGGAGCCAUCGCUCCACAAAUACAACCCACACUCUGUGAUCGGAUCAGGUUUUGCCAAGAAGUCCCUAGAAGCUCAAGAGGUCGUGGCGAGGAUGGAACACAACAUCCCGUCGUUGGAUAAUUUGGUCCUAGAAAUUCAGCAAUACGUGGAGGAGGGCAAGACAUUUACUGACGAACCCCAAGUGAUCGAGGUUCUGAUUCCGUUCCUUUGCUCCUACCUGACCAAUUGGUGGCUUCACGGUCCUGACAAUGAGAAUCCCAAGCAAGGCGGUUAUUCCACCAUGGUCACCUCAGUCCAACUGAACUCCGUGUUCAAGAUCAUUUUGAAUUUGAUCAAGAAACAUAUUGGAGAUCUCGACGCCUCGUGGAUGUCGAACAUUGCCACGCACGCUAAUCAGAUCAUCAUUCAGUCAUCUGGCGAUCUGCUUCAAGAACCUGUCUUACCCUUGGCAAAGAAAUGCCAUGAACGUGUCGAGCAAAUGUUCCACAAAGAGGAGGCGUGCAAAGGAUACUUGAAGGCUGCCAUGGAUGACGCCUCCCAAGUGGAGGGCGAGCUUCAAGAGCAAUGGGCUGUCAUCGUGCGAGACUUGUACGCCUUUCUACCGCUUCUUAUCAAGUUUGUCGACAUUCAGCGAUCUCAUUGGAUCAAAAAUAAAAACGAGGCUUCCGAGGUGCUGUACAAUAUCAUUGGAGAAAUGUUCAACAUCUUCAUGGCUUCAGGGUACUUCAAACGAGAAGAGCAAAACUUCAUCACGGCCAAUGAGAUUGACCCAAUGGCCCUGAUCAUGCCCAGUGGAUCGGGCCGUACGCGUAAUGCAGCGGCCGAGCAAGCCCAACCCAACAAAGCGGGUGGAGCUCAAGUCAGCAAGAAAAAGAAACUCAAGAAGGAGAAGCCCUCGGACAAGACCACGUUCUCGAGCCUGGUUGUGACGGCAUUGAAACGAAUGCUUCCGGUUGGUUUGAACCUCUUCGCUGGACGAGAGCAAGAGUUGGUGCAACAUUGCAAAGACAAGUUCCUCCAGAAAUAUCGUGAUGAUGCUAUAACGGACUUUGUCCGCACUCAGCUAACGUUGCCGCUGAAAAUCGAUCUCAGUGACGAGCUCUCUUGGCAACAUCAUCUGUACUCAACCUUGGGAAAUCGCCAAUCCAUCGAUCCCAGAAAUCUCAAGCCAGAAGCUCUGGAGAGUCUCAUCCAACGAAUCAUCACCAUGGGUAGGAUUCUCUACGGGUUGCACAUGAUUGACCAUCCAUCGGGUGAAUCCAGCAAGGCUGGAUUUCCCAAAGUGGUGUCCAUUCAGAGAAAACGGGCUGUAAUCGCGUGUUUCCGACAAACAUCCCUGCAUUCGCUUCCUUUGCACUCGGCCAUCAAUCUGUUCCUGAGAACCUACCGAGAGAAUUGGUUGGAGGACGACAACAUUGAUCAAGAGCUUCUAAUCGACCAUCUCACGAAAACAUUCGAAGACUCGGAGACCAAUAAGGAUGACACGGCCGCCAGUAGCGAAGAAGAGGAACCGGAUCAAGUGAAGCAGCUCAUCUUCUCUUUCUGUCAAGGUGCCAUGAUGCAAACAGCCAAAGAAUCCGAGGAGGACGAGCUCUAUUUGGCCUAUGCUGACAUCAUGGCUCGAUCAUGUGGAGCCGAGGAUGAAGAGGAGGGUGAUGGAGAUGACGUAGGAGAAGGGACUUCCCUCCAAGAGCAAGAAAUCGAAAAAAUGAAGCUGCUCUUCAAUCAGGAUCGAUUGGCCGAUCGCGGUGCGUCUGAAAUGGUACUGUAUCAAAUCUCGGCUUGUGGUGGAACAGCCGGGAACAUGAUUGAGAACACGCUCCGAUUGGGUAUUUCCAUUCUCCGCGGGGGCAAUGUGGCCGUUCAAACGGCCAUGCUCACCACCCUCAAGGAGCGUCGUGACACGGGAUUCUUCACGUCCAUCUCAGGCUUGAUGAACUCCUGUACGGUCCUGGAUCUAGAUGCCUUCGAACGAAAUACCAAGGCUGAGGGUUUGGGAGUGGGUCCGGACGGACCCGCGGGUGAAAAGAAUAUGCACGAUGCAGAUUUCACCUCGUUGCUCUUCCGAUUCAUUCAACUCACUUCCGAAGGCCACAACAAUGAUUGGCAGAAUUAUCUUCGCUCUCAAGCCGGGAAUACGACUACGGUCAAUCUGGUGAUUUGCACUGUGGACUAUUUGCUCCGACUGCAAGAGUCCAUGAUGGAUUUCUAUUGGUAUUACUCCAGAAAGGAGUUGAUCGACAAUGCGGGGAAAAGCAAUCUUCUCAAAGCCAUCGGUGUGGCUAGUCAGGUGUUCAAUACCCUCACUGAAGUUAUCCAAGGACCUUGUGUCGGCAACCAGCAGACUCUGGCCCAUUCUCGUUUGUGGGAUGCCGUUAGUGGCUUUCUGUUCUUGUUUGCACACAUGCAAGAAAAGCUCUCCAAGCAUUCGUCACAGGUGGAUCUCCUGCAAGAGUUGUUGAAUCUGCAAAAAGAUCUGAUCGUGAUGUUGUUGAGUAUGCUUGAGGGAAACAUCCUCAAUGGAACCAUCGGAAAGCAAAUGUUGGAUACACUCGUGGAGUCCUCUGCUACCGUUGAGAUGAUCUUGCAAUAUUUCAAUCUAUUCUUGAAUCUACCUGCCGAAGAUGAACUGGAUUUGAUGGAUGGAACAAUUGACCCCAAUGACUUUAGAGAGCGUCUUGAGCAAGCCAAGAGCCUUUCAAGUGAUGAAAUUGACUUCAUUUUGCUUUGCUGCGACACGAAUCACGACGGCAAAAUCGACUACCCAGAGUUCAAUGAGCGCUUUUUGGAACCUGCCAAAGAGAUUGGAUUUAAUCUGGCCGUGCUUCUCACCAACUUGUCCGAACACAUGCCCAACGAUCCUCGACUCGUCAAGUUCCUCGAGACUGCCGGCACUGUUUUGGAAUACUUUGAGCCAUAUUUGGGACGCAUCGAGAUCAAAACCUCGGACAAGAUAGAAAGAGUCUAUUUUGAGAUCGAUGGAAACAACAUUGAGCAAUGGGAGAAACCUCAGAUCAAAGAGUCUAAACGAGCUUUCUUCUAUGCCACAAUCACUGAAGGUGGCGACAAAGAGAAACUGGAAUGCUUCGUCGACUUUUGCGAGGAUGCAAUCUUUGAGAUGCAACAUGCAGAGUCCCUCAUGAGCUCGUCAGAGGAUGGAGGCACAUCCACAGUGGCUUCUAGUGGUCCCAGAAUGGUGGACGACGAGACUCCCACUGGAAUCAUCAAGCCCUUGAAGGCUUCUUUCCAAAAAAUGAAAGAAAACGUGGCUCAAGGAGCGAAGGCCAUGUCUCCCUCUAAUCUGAAGAGACACUUGGAACGGCUCAAGAGUCAACCGGCCAUGACGUCCACGAUGGAAAUUUUGCAAAUGCUGUUCUGGUUGCUCUACUUCCUCGGGUUCAUCAUCGUCAAUAUCCUGGGAUACGGCGCCAAGAUCAUGGUCAAAAUCAUGAGAGGUGACAUUUUUGGCAACGGACCGGACUCGGCAAAGACCAAAGACCAAAAAGGCGGAUCUAAUGAUACAACUCUGGCUACAACUAGUUCUAGUGCAACUCCACCCUCGUCAGCCUCACUAUUGGCCCAGCAAGAGGCCGUGAUGAGCGUUCUGGAUGCCUCAAAACAUAAACCGGCAGCGAAACAAGAAGAGGGUGUGUCUUCCUUCGAUUUUGGCCUCUACAUGAAGAAGGCUCUCAGCUUCUUGGCACGAAAGUUUUUCACCAUGAAGUUCAUCGCUUUGGCCAUUGCUUUCCUUAUUAACUUCAUGUUACUAUUCUUCAAGGUAUCCGUGGUCGAAAGUGACGAGGAUGACGUGACCUCUUUGGAAGAAGGAGCGGAAGAUGAAGCCGAUGAGGAAUUUGUGACGGUUGAUGAGCGCUACUAUUAUCUCGAGUACAUCAUUCGAUUUUUGGGAAUAGCCCACGCCUUCGUGUCCUUGUGCAUGCUAGUGGCCUAUUAUAAUUUGAAAGUGCCCCUGGCAAUAUUCAAGCGAGAAAAAGAAGUGGCCCGAAGAUUGGAGUUCGACGGACUUUACUUGGCAGAACAGCCCGAUGACGACGACAUCAAGGCCCAUUGGGAUAAGCUCGUCAUUUCGGCCAGAUCGUUCCCUGCGCUCUAUUGGGACAAAUUCGUAAAGAAGCGGGUUCGACAAAAAUACUGUGAGCAAUUCGAAUUCGACGCCAUUAGCAAUAUCCUGGGCAUGGAGAAGAGUGCCAUCAUCGGACAAGAGGAGCGACACGGAAUCUGGGAUAGCAUUAUCGGCAUCGAUUGGCGAUAUCAAAUCUGGAAGGCCGGAGUGACAAUCACCGAUAGCCCUUUCCAAUACCAACUUUGGUAUUUCCUGUUCUCUCUCCUGGGCAACUUGAAUUACUUCUUUUUUGCCGCUCAUCUCUUGGAUGUGGCUUUUGGUGUGGCUGCUCUGCGAAUCAUCUUGGAGGCCAUCACUCACAAUGGCAAGCAGCUGAUUCUCACAGUGAUGCUCCUGACCAUUAUCGUGUACAUUUACACGGUGAUCGCCUUCAACUUCUUCCGGCGUUUCUACGUUUCCGAAGAGGAAGAACAAAUUGACCAGAAAUGCCACGACAUGCUAACUUGUUUUGUGUUCCACCUGUACAAGGGUGUAAGAGCAGGAGGUGGCAUUGGAGACGAGAUUGAGCCUCCAGAUGGAGAUGAGUACGAGGUCUAUCGGAUCCUGUUCGACAUCAGCUUUUUCUUCUUCAUCAUUGUCAUCUUGCUGGCUAUCAUUCAGGGUUUUAUCAUUGACGCAUUCGGUGCGCUUCGUGAUCAAAUGCAAGGAGUGGAGGACGAACUGGAGAACAAUUGCUUCAUAUGUGGAAUAGGCAAGGACUACUUGGACAAGAUUCCUCACGGAUUUGACAUCCACGUACAGAAAGAACACAACCUGGCCAAUUAUCUGUUCUUUUUGAUGUAUCUCAUCAACAAAGAUGAGACCGAGUACACAGGUCAAGAAACCCACGUGUGGAACAUGUACCAAAAUCGAUGUUGGGACUUCUUUCCCGCUGGCGAUUGCUUCCGAAAGCAAUACGAGGACGAGCUUAUCUCAAGUUAAGCCGAGAAAAAACUGACAAUCUGUUUUCAGUUCAGUUGAUUGUUUGUGUGUGUAUAUAUUAAACGUUCGUAUGCAAA